CGCCAGCCUCCCUCCGGAUUUCUGACUCUUUGGCUUGGAUCCCACGCUUAAACCACCUUCUUGCCUCCUGCGAAGCCUCGCGAUAAAAAGAUCCGUCAUCCAACAUGGCGCCGAAGAACAAGGCAAAGAAGGGCAAGAAGCAGGACGACGACGAGUUCUGGGAGAAGAAGGCGGGGACAUCCGCCGGUGUAUCCCUGAACGGCUCCGCGAUACCAUCGGACGACGAGGGAUCCGCGCCGUUCGCGAAAGCGAAGGGCGGCAUCGCCGGGUUCGCCGCGCUCGGUAUGAGCGAAGAGGACGCCGCGGCGGCAGCCGAGGAGGAGGAGCAAGACUUCGGAGGGCUCAUGAGCGUGAUCAAGGCCACCUCCGCAAAACCGAAAAAGGAGAAGAAGAAGGCGAAGAAGCAGACGCUCGACGACGAGGACCCGGCGAACGGGGACGAGGGCGCGGAUCAGAAAACGAAGGCGCCGGUCGAGAUGACCGCGGAGGAGCUCGCGGACGAGGAAUGGGGACUCCCGGACAAGAAGGGCAAGAAGAAGAAGGAGAAGAAGGGAAAGAAGGGCAAGGGACAGGCGGCAGACGACGAUGUUGACGAUAUACUGAACCAGGCGAUAGCGGCCGCGUCUCCGGCUGCAGACGCGGAUAAGGGACAGGCGCCGGUCGAGAUGACGGCGGAGGAACUCGCUGACGAGGAGUGGGGAGCCACAGACAAGAAGGGCAAGAAGAAGGGCAAGGGGAAGAAGGAGGAGAAGGAUGGUGCAUACGAUUUGACUAAUUGCGGCGGGCCACAUCAUAAUACCUCCUCAGAAGCGCCUGCAGCACCCGCGGAGAAUGGCGAAGAGGAGGCCGACGGCGACGCGGCGGGCGACGACGCGGGUACGAAGGUGCUUUCUAAGAAGGAGAAGGAAAAGCUGAAGAAGGAGCGCGAAAAGGCCAAGAAGAAGGCCCAAGCGGCAGCGAAAAAGGCUGCCUCCGGCGACGCCGCUGAGGAAAAGGACACCGCACAGGCCGCUCCAGUAGAGGCCUCAGCGGACGCCAAGGAAGGAGAGGACGAGAGCGAGGGCGAGGAAGAGGCUGGUGGCGGCGGAGGCGCCGCGUCGAAGAAGAAGAAAAAGAAGAAGGGUGCCAAGAAGGAGGAAAAGGAGGCACCGGCGAAGAAGAAGGCGCCGGGUGCGCUGGGUGCGCUGAAGGCGCUGAUGGAGGAAAAGAAACGGAUAGAGGAAGAGCAGAGGAGAGCGGAGGAGGAGGAGCGCAAACGGAUCGAGGAGGAGGAGCGGAAGGCGGAGGAGGAGGCGAAGCGGAAAGAGGAGGAGAAGCAGAGGAGGAAGGAGAAGGAGAAAGCCAAGAGGGAACAGGCAAAGAAGGAAGGCCGUCUCCUAACGAAGAAGCAGAAGGAGGAAGCGCGUGCUGCCGAGAUCCGCAAGCAGGCACUCCUCGCGUCCGGCGUUCAGAUUGAGGGUUUACAGCAGCAGGGCAGCGGACCGCCCGCCAAGAAGGUUGUGUACGGCAACCGUAAGAAGCAGCAGAAGGGUCCACAGGCGAAGGGCGCGUCGCCGACGCCGUCGAGUAUACCUGCUACGCCUGUGUCUCAGGCGGUAAGUCUACCCGAACCUGAAGAAGAAAAGGUGGAGAAGAAGGAAGAGAAGAAGGAGGCGGAGGAUGACCUGAAGAGCGACUGGGACGCGAGUAGUGGGGAUGAGAAGAAGGCGGAUAAGGCGGAAGAAGAUGUGAAGAGCGAUUGGGAUGCGAGUAGCGACGAUGAGGAGAAGGUGGCUUCGAAGGCGGCUGCGAAGACUCCUCCCGCUGCUAAGACAAAUGGCACUGCUGCACCGAAGAAGUUGGAGACCAAGGCAGAAACCCAGCCGACUCCUGCCGCUGCACCGAAACCCGCGACUUUAGCCAAAGCGCCUGCACCGUCUCAAGCCAAAGCCGCUCCCGCCAAAAAGCCCGAGCCUGAAUCCGAGUCCGAUUCUGAGGAUGAAUCUUCUGAAGAGGACUCCGACGACUCGUCGGAGGACGAUAGCUCGGACGAAGAGACGUCGAGCGACGAGGAGGAACAGAUGACGCAGGCUGAGCGCAUGGCGGCGAAGCGCAAGGCCGAGGCGGCGGAACGGAGGGCGAAGGCACACGAGGCCGCGCUGGCGUCGAGGAACAAAGAUGAGCUGCGGAGUCCGAUAUGCUGUAUUCUGGGACACGUCGAUACCGGAAAGACUAAGCUGCUGGAUAAGAUUCGGCAAACGAAUGUACAGGAAGGUGAAGCUGGCGGUAUCACGCAGCAGAUUGGCGCCACGUACUUCCCCGUGGACGCGAUCAAGCAGAAGACGACGGUGCUGAACAAAGACGGCAGCUUUGACUACAAGAUUCCCGGUUUGCUCGUCAUCGACACACCCGGCCACGAGUCGUUCACGAACUUGCGGAGCCGUGGUAGCUCUUUGUGUAACAUCGCCAUUCUCGUUGUUGAUAUUAUGCAUGGUCUCGAACCACAAACGCUGGAGUCGCUGAGACUCCUGAGGGAUCGCAAAACGCCCUUCAUUGUCGCCCUUAACAAGAUUGAUCGUAUGUACGGCUGGGAGGCGAUCCCGAACAACGCGUUCCAGGACUCGCUCGCCAAGCAGAAGAAAUCGGUGCAACGCGAGUUCGAGGACCGCGUCGCCAAGACAAUCACCGCCUUCGCAGAGCAGGGACUCAACGCCGUGCUCUAUUACGACAACAAGAACUUCGGUCGCAACGUCUCUCUCGUCCCGACGUCUGCCAUCACGGGAGAGGGUGUGCCCGACAUGAUCAUGUUGCUCGUCAACCUGACGCAGCAGCGCAUGAGCGAGCGGCUGAUGUACAUCUCCUCGCUGGAGUGCACAGUGUUGGAGGUGAAGGUCAUUGAGGGUCUUGGUACGACCAUCGAUGUGGUGCUCGUGAACGGGUACUUGCGAGAAGGCGACAAGAUUGUGGUUUGCGGUCUCAAUGGGCCUAUUGUUACGCAAAUCCGUGCUCUGCUCACCCCACAGCCCCUGCGGGAACUUCGUAUCAAGUCGGCGUACGUGCACCACAAGGAGGUCAAGGCGGCGCUUGGUGUCAAGAUAUCGGCGCCCGACCUCGAAAAGGCCAUCGCCGGCUCGCGUCUCCUCGUCUGCGGACCGGACGACGACGAGGAUGACCUCAAGGACGAGGUCAUGGGCGACCUCACCAACCUACUGAGCUCCAUCGACAAGUCCGGCCGUGGCGUGUGCGUCCAGGCCAGCACACUCGGCUCACUCGAGGCGCUGCUCGACUUCCUGAAGGUCAGCAAGAUCCCGGUGUCGGGCAUCAACAUCGGUCCCGUCCACAAGAAGGACGUGAUGCGAGCGGCGACGAUGUUGGAGAAGGCGAAGGAACUCGCAUGUAUGCUUUGCUUCGACGUUCCUGUGGACAGGGACGCGGAGAGGCUUGCCGAGGAGUUGGGCAUCAAGAUCUUCAAAGCUGACAUCAUCUACCAUCUGUUCGAUGCGUUCACGGCGUAUAAUGCCGAGAUCAUGGAAGCGAAGCGGAGGGACGCUGCACCGCAGGCGAUCUGGCCGUGCCGACUGAAGACGAUCGCGGCGUUCUGUAAGCGGGACCCUAUCAUUCUCGGUGUCGACAUCCUCGACGGCACUCUGCGCGUUGGCACGCCACUGUGCGUCGUCAAGGUGGAUCCGACCACGCAGAAGCGAGAGAUCAUCGACCUGGGCAAGAUCACGUCGCUCGAGAUCAAUCACAAAGCUCACGAUAUGGUGAAGAAGUCUCAAGCCGGCGGUGGUGUAGCCGUCAAGAUCGAGCACGCCGUCUACCAGUCGGCGAAGAUGUUCGGGCGGCAUUUCGACGAGAAGGACGAGAUCGUUAGCCACAUCACGCGUGCCAGCAUAGAUGUACUCAAGGCAACGUUCAAGGCGGACGUUACGACCGAAGAGUGGCUGCUCAUCAAAGCGCUCAAGCCGCGUCUUGGCAUCCAGUAACGGCUUUGUUGUAUUCUUGCUUUCGUUGUUCCACCACAUCGCCUACACAUGUUCAUAUGUACAGCACGCAAUGCAUUGUUUCUCUGCCGGAUCCUCGACACCCUUGGCUCAUUUCUGUUACCCUGCUGACCGAUCUUGAAGAAAGAUGUUGUUGCAUUGAAGAUGCCAAUAAGCUUUAUGAUCACUGCUCUUCAAUUAGCCCGUGAAAGUCCGUUUGAUGCUCCAUCGCUCGUGAGCAUGCCGUGAAGAUUUGCUACGCCCUAAAACCCUUUAGACACAAUAUCUCCUCUCGCCGAAAUCGCCAAGGCCGGGGAUGAUAUACGCCUUGUCGUUCAAGCCCUUGUCGAUCCAACCGGUAAUCACACGCAGGGAAGGGAAGGUGCUGCAGAAGUUCUUCAGGCCUUCCGGAGCAGAGAUCAGGUUGACGAAGAUGAUGCGCUCCUCGGGGACGCCGUGCUCCUUCAAAACCUCGACGGCUUUGAUCGCGGAGCCUCCGGUCGCCAGCAUGGGGUCGAGCAAGAUCACGUAACGUCUGUCGAUGUCCGGCGGGAACUUGGCAUAGAAGAGUUUGGGCAGCGCGGUCUCUUCGUCCCUUUGAAUCAAGAUCUUGCCGAUCCUUACGCUUCGGCAAACUUCGCGCAGGCCCUGCUCCAUGGCCUCUCCUGCCCUCAGAAUCGACACUCCGCAAAUCUUGCCCUCGAAGCCGACGCCAUCAUAUGUGGCGCCAGUCGGGGUCUCGACGGUCUUGGGCACCACAGGUAGGUGAUUGAGCCCCUCCUCGACGAGCAAGCGUAUGAUGCGAUCCGAGUAAAAUAGAAAGUCGGCGCGGCUCGUGUUCUUAUCGCGGAUGAUGGUGUAGAGCGCCUCGAGCUGCGCCGUCUGCGGCAAAGUGAAGACCGAGGGCGGCACGGCGGAGGGCGCUGAUUGCGUGGUCGGUGCUACGAUGGCCGCCAUGCUCGUCCAAGAUUAUCG
Messenger RNA from Punctularia strigosozonata HHB-11173 SS5, 4937 nucleotides. RefSeq lists its product as uncharacterized. The record is from RefSeq and is a predicted model, not a curated record. Lineage: Eukaryota; Fungi; Basidiomycota; Agaricomycetes; Corticiales; Punctulariaceae. The transcript has 21 exons. The coding region runs from base 105 to 3965 and encodes 1286 amino acids. Gene Ontology annotation, molecular function: translation initiation factor activity; GTPase activity; GTP binding.